AUGGCGUAUCGAUGCAACCCUUCCUCGCACGCAUUCCGCUUCCCUCGAGAAGAAAUGUGUUCUUCCAUCAUUGUCCAAACGAUAGAUGAAAAUAGCUUUCAUGAUUAUAGAAACUUGCGCGACAGCGAAUCGUCUUCAACGAUGAACUCAGUAACAGACAGUCUGGACGUGCUGAAACUACCUACCAGGUUGAUCGUUGCUCUGACAUGUGGAUUCGGAGGAACUACUAGCCUUCAACUCAUAUGGUCGACACUUUUCUCGCAUGGCACUGCAUAUAUCGCUUACUUGGGAAUUUCCAAGUCGCAGUCCUCGCUGAUAUGGGCAAUUGGUCCAGUAUGCGGCGCAAUUGUUCAACCCAUUGUUGGCGCUAUAGCAGACAACUCUCAACUUCGGCUUGGCCGUAGACGACCCUUCAUCCUCGGAGGGGCGGUUGGCACAGUGCUUUCGCUUAUAGCGUUGGCAUGGGUUAGCAAUAUUAUGCGCGCUCUGGCAGCUAUAGUUGGCGUUCACUCCUUUGACGGUGUUAAGAGUAUGAUACAGUUUGGAAUUGUUGUAUGCAUUACUCUUCUCAACUUCUCGAUUCAACCCCUCCAGUCAGGUCUUCGCUCCUUGAUAGUCGAUGUCUGUCCCCCAGAGCAGCAAUCGAUCGCUAGUGCAUGGGCGGGACGUUUCGUAGGGCUAAGCAAUAUUUUGGGUUAUAUACUCGGUUCACUUCCCCCGGGUUAUAUCUCGAAUGAUAAUGAAGCAUGGAAAUUCCGCUUCUUGUCUCUAGUCUCUGUCGCGGUUUUGGUAUGCACAGUGCUUGUCACAGUUUACUUUAUCCGUGAGGAGGACCCUAGGGAGUUCGUUUACGAGCCCCGGAAGGGAAUGGUUCUACUUCGGAUUCUUCAAACUGUCAAGGGCGGAUGGUUAUCCAUGCCUCCACGAUCGCAACGCGUGUGCUUAGUUCAAUUUUUCGCUUGGAUGGGAUGGUUCGGCUUCCUCUUCUACAGCACGUCCUACGUCGGCCGUUUGUACAUCGCUGAAUCACAGAGACGUGGCAUAGAGCACUUUUAUCUUUUAAGAGAUGCCGGCAUUCGGCUCGGCACCUUUGCCAACCUUCUGUCUGCAGUAAUGGCUUUUGUGACGAUGGUGCUCGCUCCGUACGUCACUUCUACGAAUUCUCUUCGUGCACUCUCUGAGAAAUCUGUAAUCCGUUCUCGAGUUGGAUGGUGGCGAGAGACAAACAUCGUCUGGGCUAUUAGCCAUCUAUUAUAUGCUUUCUGCUCUUUCUGCAUGACGUUCGUCUCUUCCACUAGGAUUGCAAUAUUUCUCAUCGCUCUCACGGGUAUGUCUUGGGGGAUUACGCAAUGGGCACCCUUCGCUAUUUUAGGUGAAGAGAUUGCAAUGAGCCACUAUGAACAAGACUCGGAUGCUGGAAUAGAGUGUCAACAGUGGAUAUCAAGUCGAAAUGGCUCCAUGCUAGGCGUUCAUAAUGCUGCCAUUUCAGUCCCACAAAUUUUGGCUGCCUUGUCAAGUAGCUUCAUUUUUGUACUAUUCAAAACAAGGAGAUCUGGAGAAGAUGAAGGUAUUGUAUGGGUAUUGAGAACUAGUGGCGUUGCUGCUCUUAUAGCUGCCUACUUCGCGUGGAGACUAAAAUGGUAG
Molecule: messenger RNA, 1644 nt
Organism: Talaromyces proteolyticus
Lineage: Eukaryota; Fungi; Ascomycota; Eurotiomycetes; Eurotiales; Trichocomaceae
Product: putative sucrose transport protein
Exons: 2
Coding region: 1-1644 (547 amino acids)
Biological process (GO): transmembrane transport
Cellular component (GO): membrane
Molecular function (GO): sucrose:proton symporter activity
Source: RefSeq, a predicted model, not a curated record